AUGGGUACUCAAGCGUUUCCACAAUACAAGACUGAUCUCAACGCAUUGUGGAGGCUGCGAUCAACGUUUGAUGAAGUGCUCGUGUACAAGAACUUGCUCUCGAUUAGAUUUCCAGUUCUCGAAAAAGUCGUGAAUGUCGACGUCGGUUGCCCGAUUUUAGACGCUUGUGUCACACAUAACUUUGUGGCGAUUAUUACGGAGGAGCAUAUCUAUAUCGCACACAAGGACGAAAUCGAUGUUCCUCAGCGCUGUAAAUGCACGAGAGGUGCCCCACCGAGUCUGGAGUUUGAGCCGACGCAGUGGAUUUCAGUGACGUCGGAGUCUCGCCCAACAGUUAUCAGUGAUCGUUGGUGGGCAAGGAAGAAAUCGCCUUCGGAUAUGAUUCUGACAUCGACAGUGUCUACAGUGUACCUGGUGUAUACGGUGGAUGGUGUGAGUACGGUAGUUAGGAUGUUCAACGAAAACAGUUACCUGGAAAGUGAUGCAAUCAAAUCGUGUGUGGUUCAAAUCCCUGAAGACGUGCGAAUCGUUGCGGCUGCUUCGGGGAAUGAUCAUAGCCUUUUCUUGACAGACAGGGGAUCUGUUUACGCCCUAGGAACCGGCAGUCGUGGUGAGCUGGGAAACGGUCUGAUCCCGCGCGUUUGUGAAUUGACUUGGUUGGAAGCGCUUGAGGGCUUGAAAGUGGUGGAUAUUGUGGCAGCCGGGUGGCACAGCGGUGCACUGACUAAUGAUGGCGACGUUUAUCUGUGGGGUUGGAAUCAUCGUGGACAACUUGGAGAUGAAAAGGAGCGAGUCGAAUAUUAUCCAUCACCAUUGGAAGUUGACAUUCGGAUAGUGAGAAUUGAAAUGAGGGAUCACUUGACUGCAUUGUGGACUGCCGAAGAUGGUGAUGAGCCGUCAAUUGUGUUCGGCUCGAGUGAUAUCGGGAUGCCAACGAUCCGACUGCGCUACUACGACCAAACGCCCGAUAGUAACCCGACAGAAGAUCGAAGUGUGGAAAUGGUGUUUUUGAAGAGCGAGCCGAAGACGACUGGCCAUCGCUCUGAACAAGUGCGAGAAAUCACAGCUCUUCAGAAUAUACCGGGUUCCAGGGUUCAUUCGAGUAUCCAGUGA
Messenger RNA from Ostertagia ostertagi, 1113 nucleotides. NCBI's taxonomy places the organism in Eukaryota, Metazoa, Nematoda, Chromadorea, Rhabditida, Trichostrongylidae. The record is from the annotation of a GenBank genome assembly.